AUGUCCAAUUUGAAGAAUCCCUACUCCCUAGUCCUUGGUAUCACAUCUGACCCCCCUUCCCCACUCUACACUUCUCCCGACUGGUUAGCUAUCACCACCCCACCAAUUUCAGAAUAUUCCCUUCCCCCUACAUCUCCCUCCCCUGUCGUGACUGCUGCUCCUCCGACGUCGGCCACUCCUCGCAGACACUACCGCUCCCCCCGGUGCUACAUCCUCACGACAAAAUCAGCUCCCACCACCGCCGGCCAAGCUGUCUCAUCGCCCUGUCGCACGAAGUCAACGGGGUAUUUUCUGUCCCAUGAAGCUUUUUACAAAUCAGGUAGCUCCUCUUGA
Molecule: messenger RNA, 333 nt
Organism: Linum trigynum
Lineage: Eukaryota; Viridiplantae; Streptophyta; Magnoliopsida; Malpighiales; Linaceae
Source: the annotation of a GenBank genome assembly